AUGAAGCGACUCCUAUUCUUCUGUGUUCUCGGAGCCACCGUCCUGUUUGGUGACGCCAUUAUUAUGGAAAGAAGAGGUUCAUCUUAUUCCGGCCAUGACUUCUCGUCUUCCUCCUCUUCGUCGGAACCAUCCGACUCUUCUGAAAAGGAUCACGACGGCACGCGCAUAGGAAAACACCAUCAUCAUCAUCAUCGUUAUGCGGCUAAGCCGGAUGAGACGACACCACCUCGAGGACCAAAACGUUGUGAGGACGGAUGGACGACGUUUUACAGACGACCCACAAAUUGGUGCGUCAAGGUACCGGUUCUAAUACUUUGUGCGCUUUCGGAAAAAUCUUACUUUGCAUUUGCAGAUCUUUGUGGCGCAGGGAGCUUACGAUGCGGGCCAGACCUUUUGCUCUCAAUACAGCGCUGUUCUGACCGGUCUUCAAAAUGGGGCCGAACGAUUGGUUCUCGCCGACUUGGCAUUGCCGUUCGUGAUCAGCUCAGGAGCGACUUACGGAUCCACGUGGCUUGGAGCCAAGAGGACUGGACCGGGAGUGUCAUUCGCGUGGACGGAUGGGUACACGAACGGAACCGAGGGAUUCCAUUUUGGACCCGCCCAACCGGACGGUGCUCUUAGGAACGGGUAAGUCUUAUGAUACGAACACAAGUGGAAAAUAUCAGUCCAAUGUAUACCAGAGGCGAAGAAAACCUUUACUUUUCUCAAAACUCUAGGCCAAGAGCAAUAUAAAUGUGAUCGACUUUACCAUACAAGUGCAAGUAAUUUUUGAACUACAGUAUUCCCCAAUCAUGUGUGCAACAGUUCAUAAUCACGCCCGCAUGGAGAGGCAAUCCCGGAUGGUACCAGGCUGAUUUGGACGAUUGGGAUUGUGACGUCUCGACGCGAGCACCGCUUUAUCGCCUGUUCGCUUGUGGAAAGAAAGCUAGUGUUGAUUGA
Messenger RNA from Caenorhabditis sp. 36 PRJEB53466, 939 nucleotides. The record is from the annotation of a GenBank genome assembly. NCBI's taxonomy places the organism in Eukaryota, Metazoa, Nematoda, Chromadorea, Rhabditida, Rhabditidae.